Messenger RNA from Penicillium diatomitis, 783 nucleotides. RefSeq lists its product as uncharacterized. Gene Ontology annotation, molecular function: Ser-tRNA(Ala) deacylase activity; ATP binding; alanine-tRNA ligase activity. Lineage: Eukaryota; Fungi; Ascomycota; Eurotiomycetes; Eurotiales; Aspergillaceae. The record is from RefSeq and is a predicted model, not a curated record. The transcript is spliced from 2 exons. Gene Ontology annotation, biological process: alanyl-tRNA aminoacylation; regulation of translational fidelity. Bases 1 to 783 code for a protein of 260 amino acids.
AUGGCCUCGUCUGAAACUGAAGCAGUGUAUCUGCACGAUGCAUCACUAAGAACCCUGGCUACCGAGGUCAUCUCUCACCAGCUCGUCUCAGCGCUGGAAGAACCUGAGAAGAGCUUGUACAAGGGUGCGACUGACCCAGAAAUGUCGGUCGUCACCAUGCGCCAGACAGUCCUCUAUCCUCAAGGAGGAGGCCAGCCCAGCGACACGGGCUCUCUUGCAAUAGUAGACGAAGAGCCCACUUUCACAGUGACUACGGUGCGCAAAGCACCCAGUGGUCGGAUUCUCCACUUUGGCAAGACGAGUACACAGCCAGGUUCGCUGUUCCAGGAAGACCAGCGUGUGGUUCAGCGAGUGGAUGGUGCCAAGCGCGACUAUCACUCUCGUCUUCACACAGGAGGACAUGUUGUUGGCUUGGCGAUGCAGCUGCUGUAUCCGGAGAUGAAAAAGGUCAAGGCGAACCACUUCCCCGCGGAAGCGUGCAUGGAGUACGAGGGUCUGCUCUAUAAUGAGCAGAAACCUGUGAUUCAGGCCAAGGUGGAUGAGCUGGUUCAGCAGGAUUUACCCGUCUUGAUCUCCUGGGUUGAAGAUGGCUCUGAUUUGGAGGGCAAGGGCGCAAUGAGGGAAGGUCCUGUUCGCGUGGCCAGCAUUGGUGGGCUGGAUAGAAAUCCUUGUGGUGGAACUCAUGUGCCUUCUACACAAAAAGUUGGACCCAUCACGAUCCGGAAGAUCAGUCGGCAAAAGGGUAUCAGUCGGGUGUCCUAUGACGUGCCGUUGGAGGUUUGA